Molecule: messenger RNA, 810 nt
Organism: Sinocyclocheilus anshuiensis
Lineage: Eukaryota; Metazoa; Chordata; Actinopteri; Cypriniformes; Cyprinidae
Product: nucleophosmin-like
Exons: 9
Coding region: 69-791 (240 amino acids)
Biological process (GO): ribosomal large subunit export from nucleus; ribosomal small subunit biogenesis; positive regulation of transcription by RNA polymerase II
Cellular component (GO): ribonucleoprotein complex; nucleoplasm; nucleolus
Molecular function (GO): chromatin binding; RNA binding; histone binding
Source: RefSeq, a predicted model, not a curated record
UCGUCCAUUCAAGUGUCAAUCCACACGCCGGAACUACGGUAACAGGACCCUCUGUCUGUGGCGCAAAAAUGGAGAAUAACAUUAAGGAUCUCAGUCGACCUCAGAUGUAUUUAUUUGGUUGCUCAUUGAAAGCUGAUAAGAAAGAGCACAAAGUUGAGUUGGAUGAUGAUGAGGCUGAACAUCAGCUGUCACUCAAGGCGGUGUGUUUGGGUGCUGAGGCGGAAGACAAAUUCCACACCGUGGAAAUGGAGGGAUUGACUUACGAUGGCAAAAUGACCAAAAUCACUCUUGCUGUACUGAAGCCAUCCGUUCUGCCUUCUCUAAGUCUGGGAGGUUUUGAGGUCACGCCUCCUGUGUCCUUUCGCCUGCAAUCCGGAGCGGGGCCGGUCUACAUCAGCGGUCAGCAUUUUGUCAGUGUGAAGGAAUCAGAUGAUGAGGAUGAGGAAGAGGAGGAGAAUAAUACAUCACCAGUGAAGAGACCGUCCAACAUGACCCUUGCAAAAGUGCCUCAGAAAAAGCUGAAAAUGGACACGGAUGAAGAUGAGGAUAGUGAUGAAGAUGAUGAUGACGACGACGAUGAUGAUGAUAAUGAUGAAGAAGACAACGACAAAGAGGAAAAGACUGUUGAAAAGAGCCCCAUCAAAACCACUCAAAAAACCCCAGAGAAGAAGAAAAGUGCAGAUAAGCAGAACGGCUCUCCAGACAAGAAAGCAGGGACAUCAGGGAAGCCCCAAACGCAGGUCAUGGAAAAUACAAAUUUCCUUGUAUUUUCCCAAGCAAGGAAACAGUGAAGCUGAUGCUGGUGGCAAC